GCGCCUCCUGCCGUGCAGACAGACCUUCCUGCGCUCUUCCAUGGCACAUCUCCGUCAGCCAGUGUUUCGACUUGUCGCAAAGUGAUGGAGUCUCAUUAAAGCUGGACAUCUCCUGAGCAUCCUGGCCUGGUCUCGGAAUCAUGCGAACUGGAACUUAUAACCCGGCCCUCCUUCUCCUUCUCUGCAUCACUUCACUUGCUUUCUGCGCCCCCGCGCCGUGGACUGGUUCCUUGUUGACGAGAAGUGCUGCCGCUUCGCCGAACAUCGACUCUGAUCCGGCCCCUAGCCUUGACGACGGCUCUCUAGCAUCAGCAGAUGCCUUGAGGGAUUCGGCCUAUCUCCCAGCACAGAUUGGCGGUAUCGUUGGUUCGUACGCCGUUUCCUUGGUGCUGGUCGCCAUCGGGUUACUCGCCCUUUCAAAGCGACGCCGUGAGCACCUGAGAGCGGGCGAAGACCCGGACGCUCUUCUGCUUGAGGCGCCCACCUUCCAGUUUCCAGAUCCUGUCAACAAGUCGGGCGACUAUCAACAGCCCCCCUAUCCUCUCCAAACACCUAAGAGCCCAAACUUCUCAUAUCCGGAUCCACUCAGUCCUACCCGGACAGUGCACACUACCCGGACAGAGAAUACCACCCGGACAGAGCAUACCACCCGGACAGAGCAUACCGGGAUCUCCUCUUACCUCUGCCCCUCGCCGACGUCGACUACUAGGGGCCCGGGUGUUGAUCUCUCGGUCGACCAAGAGAUCGUCGCGCAAGAUAGGAUCAUGGCGCAACAGCAAUUGGAGGACAUGUACAAGUAUGUGAUGGAGCAGGAGGCGGCUAAAGAAGAGGGGAGGGAGUAUACGGGACCAUCCCUCCCACCCCCUCAGCCUAAAGCAGACACACCGACAUCACCACAUGGCAUUUUGAAGAAAGAGAAGAAUAAACCAGCGAACCUGAACCUGGAUCGGGGGGAGAAAAAGCAAUCACGCACAACAUCCAUCCUGUCGGCUCUCAUGUCGCCCCGGAAGAAGAACAUGAAGGGUAUCAGCAUUUCGUCGCCCAUCAUGACCCCCAUGUCGGGAACUUUCCCACGACAAGAAGGCGAGGAGAUGAGCCCAAUCCCGCCACGCCAAUACGUGCCGAUGCCACCACCCCCGGUCCCAUCAAAUCAGCUGCCCUUCCGCCGCAACACAGGCAGCACCCUCCCUCUGACUCCCGAGAUGUCCCCUACCAGUGUGAUGAGUAUCGACGGGCGCUUGGAUGCGGCACUUGCGCAACCCACGGAAACUCGGGAAUCCCGGGCCCCUCUGCAUUCCCGCGACGUCUCUACCGCCCCAAGCUCCAACGCCGAUGGAGACCCGGACUCCGCCGUCUCCACGAACUCGACCACCCCACUUGUGGGCCUGCCCAGCUCGCCUAAGGCGUCCCGGUUCCCCUCCCUGCCUUCGAGCCCCAAGCCGGGCCAGACAUUCCAACGGCCUAACGCGCCAUCUGCCGUUCGUACGGGUGGCUCACUGCCGCUCCGAGCAUAUGAGCCUAGCCUAGCUAGCCCCCGCCAGCAGAACACCACGCAGACAGUUUUCACCCGCGCCAAUCCAAUGUCGCCUGGCCUAAACACGCCCUUCACUGGCAUGGCUGUCCCGUACAGCCCAUACCAGCCGUUCUCUCCCGUCAUACCCAUCACCCCAAGCUUGGUGACCAAGGCCGACCGGAAGCGGAUGAAGAGAAUGGAGCCCAAGACGCCGACCGUUGAGUUGGUGAAGAGCAGUGACGAUAUUUGGUGAACUCGGUGUUCCUGUUCCUCGAUUGCGACGCUCAGCACCCGGGAAUAGACCCGGAGGACUUCUUUUCCCGCCCGGAGGAAUGACAGGAAGGGGGUGCCAUAUUGUUCCUUCCUCUCCGGCCCAGACAUUUAAACCUAGCAAUAUGUAAUUGCUUCCCUCAUUUCUCCUUUCCGUUUCAUUCCUCGUUAUGUUUGGGUAUCGAGGAACAAACAAGGGGCGGCGCCGCGAGGCCCGGGCACUUCGCCUUUAUCUGGCCAUGAUGAUGCACGUAGUCCAGAUGUAGUUGCUUGAAAUGCUUCCUUGGAUCGGUAUCUCUGGCCUGGCUUUGCGGUGUUUUUUAUUUAUUUU
Messenger RNA from Phialemonium atrogriseum, 2114 nucleotides. RefSeq lists its product as uncharacterized. The transcript has a single exon. Bases 141 to 1766 code for a protein of 541 amino acids. The record is from RefSeq and is a predicted model, not a curated record. Lineage: Eukaryota; Fungi; Ascomycota; Sordariomycetes; Cephalothecales; Cephalothecaceae.